Molecule: messenger RNA, 845 nt
Organism: Arabidopsis lyrata subsp. lyrata
Lineage: Eukaryota; Viridiplantae; Streptophyta; Magnoliopsida; Brassicales; Brassicaceae
Product: defensin-like protein 242
Exons: 2
Coding region: 131-454 (107 amino acids)
Biological process (GO): signal transduction
Source: RefSeq, a predicted model, not a curated record
CGUUUACAUUGUAUUUCCAAAGAUGUGAGAUGCAAAGAAAUUGAAAAAUAUCUAUAUAUAAGCAAUUUACAACUGAAACUAUAACAUACAAUCUUUAAAGAAAAAAGAAUAGUCAAGAGAGAAACAAAAUAUGAAGGUUGCGGCAAUCUUUUUGGCUUCUUGUGUCCUUUUCUCUCUUAUCCCCACCCACUUAUCACAUGAAGAACCAACGGUUGCACCAACAGAAGAACUAAUGUUUGCACCAAUGAAGGAACCAAAGUACUGUCGUUCGAGACAAGUGUUUGAUGGAUCAUGCACAGACAGAGGCAGUCCACGCAUGACUUGUUUCCUUGAUUUCUUGGGUGCACGAAGUGCAAGUGAGAUGCCUAAGAACUGCAAUUGUACUCCUCAGCCCAAUAACAAGCGUCUUUGUGAAUGUUCAGUUAUUUGCACCGAUUGUUGUAUACAUAAUUAACACCUACUAAUAUGUUGUUAUUUACUUAAUUUUCAGCAUAUUUUCAAUUAUAAUUAAAUUUUGUCUCCAAUAAUAAUACCUUAGAUCUCAUAUUCAACUGUUAAAUUAUUUUAAGUGGUCAUAUUUUAGUUUUCUGAGAUCAUUCCGGCAACCACUCUGAUUUACCUCAAAAGUAUAAUAACAUCAAUUUUUGGUUGGGCUAGAGAAGUUUUGUCUAUCUAAUAAUAGAUCCAGCGAUUCAACACCACUUUUGGUGGCUUGAUGAAUUCGAUUUCAGAUAUUAGUUAAAAUAGCGUAAUUCAAAUUAAGUAUUAAGAAAAAUCAAAGAUAGAUAACUAGAAAGAACAAUUCAUAAUAAAAAUAAUUUGUAAAUAAAUUUAAAUAAAUAUCC